Messenger RNA from Ziziphus jujuba (common jujube), 2522 nucleotides. Its product is annotated as transmembrane 9 superfamily member 9. The transcript has 7 exons. The record is from RefSeq and is a predicted model, not a curated record. Gene Ontology annotation, biological process: protein localization to membrane. Gene Ontology annotation, cellular component: membrane. NCBI's taxonomy places the organism in Eukaryota, Viridiplantae, Streptophyta, Magnoliopsida, Rosales, Rhamnaceae. Bases 200 to 2116 code for a protein of 638 amino acids.
UUUGGGCAUUGGAGUGUGCUGUAUGGUUGUUCUCGUGCUUUUAAAGAAAACACGUACUGGAAAACCUCCUCACAAAUUCAACGAAAGCCAGUGACAAGGAUUUGCAUUUCUCGCACGAAUUCUCAGAGCGAGAGAGGAGAGAGAGAAAGAGAGAAAGAGAGGGGUUUGUGGAUCUAGAUCUCUCCUCCUGGUAAAAGCCAUGGCGAGAGGAGCUCUCGCUUUUCAGCUCUGCAUCUCUGUGUGUCUUCUGCUCUUCUUCCAUGCUCACUGCUUCUAUCUCCCUGGCGUUGCUCCUGAGAAUUUUCAGAAGGGGGAUUUAUUGAAGGUUAAAGUGAACAAACUGACAUCUACAAAAACUCAGCUGCCUUACUCAUACUAUACCCUUCCGUACUGUACUCCAGAGCACAUAGUUGACAGUGCAGAGAAUCUUGGGGAGGUUCUUCGUGGUGAUCGCAUUGAGAACUCACCUUAUGAGUUUAAAAUGAGAGAACCACAAAUGUGUAAUGUUUUAUGUCGUAAGGUUCUUAAUGCUAAAACUGCAAAGGAAUUCAAGGAAAAGAUUGAUGAUGAGUAUCGGGUGAACAUGAUUCUGGAUAAUCUUCCUCUGGUUGUACCCUUAAGAAGGCCUGAUUCAGAAUCUUCCAUUGUGUAUCAACAUGGUUUUCAUGUUGGUCUUAGGGGACAGUAUGCUGGGAGCAAGGAAGAAAAACAUUUUAUCCACAACCACUUAGCAUUUACAGUUAAGUAUCACAAAGAUCAAGUGACAGAACUAGCACGGAUUGUAGGAUUUGAGGUCAAACCAUUCAGUGUCAAACAUGAAUAUGAAGGUGAGUGGAACGACAAAAAAAGAUUAACGACAUGUGAUCCUCAUGCAAGACGCACUGUUACCAACUCCGAAAAUCCACAAGAAGUUGAAGAUAAGAAGGAAAUCAUAUUUACCUAUGAUGUUGAGUUCCAGGAGAGUGAUGUUAAGUGGGCAUCUCGUUGGGAUACUUAUCUUCUGAUGGCUGAUGAUCAGAUCCAUUGGUUCUCAAUUGUUAAUUCUUUGAUGAUUGUUCUUUUCCUAUCGGGCAUGGUGGCUAUGAUCAUGUUGCGAACACUAUACCGAGAUAUCUCCAAGUACAACCAACUAGAGACCCAAGAAGAAGCCCAAGAAGAGACAGGAUGGAAACUGGUCCAUGGUGAUGUUUUCAGACCUCCAACAAACUCAGAUUUACUGUGUGUGUAUGUUGGGACAGGUGUUCAAUUCUUUGGAAUGAUUCUUGUCACCAUGAUCUUCGCUGUCCUGGGGUUCCUCUCCCCCUCAAAUCGUGGUGGGUUAAUGACAGCCAUGCUCCUACUCUGGGUCUUUAUGGGCCUUUUUGCUGGAUACUCCUCAGCUCGUCUUUAUAAGAUGUUCAAGGGAACAGAAUGGAAGAAAAUUACUCUCAAGACAGCUUUCAUGUUUCCUGCAAUUGUCUUUGCCAUUUUCUUCGUUUUGAAUGCUCUAAUUUGGGGUGAGAAAUCCUCUGGUGCAGUACCAUUUGGGACUAUGUUUGCUCUGGUAUUCUUGUGGUUUGGCAUCUCAGUCCCACUUGUUUUUGUUGGUGCCUAUGUUGGUUAUAAGAAGCCAGCGAUUGACGAUCCUGUGAAAACAAAUAAGAUCCCUAGGCAGAUCCCAGAACAGGCUUGGUACAUGAAUCCGGCCUUUUCUAUCCUAAUUGGAGGCAUACUCCCAUUUGGUGCUGUCUUUAUUGAGCUCUUUUUCAUCCUCACCUCGAUAUGGUUGCAACAGUUCUAUUACAUAUUUGGGUUCCUAUUCAUCGUCUUUCUCAUACUUGUUGUCACUUGUGCUGAGAUCACAAUUGUACUCUGCUACUUCCAGCUUUGCAGUGAAGACUACCUUUGGUGGUGGAGGUCAUAUUUGACAUCAGGCUCCUCAGCAUUAUACCUUUUCCUCUAUGCUGCUUUCUACUUCUUCACCAAGCUUGAUAUUCAGAAGCCAGUGUCUGGAUUAUUAUAUUUCGGGCACAUGCUGAUUGUCUCAUAUGCAUUCUUUGUUCUGACUGGUACAAUCGGUUUCUAUGCAUGCUUAUGGUUCACAAGGCUCAUCUAUUCAUCAGUAAAGAUUGAUUGAUUAUUAAUUGCAAUCUGAAGGAAAUUAUUUGUUAUUUUCUACGUGAGGAAGCAGAAAAGUCACUUGCGGUGGUAAAUUCGGAGUCUUCUUCUCGAGGUUACCGGUUGGGUUCAGUUUUGAAUCUUGAGGACGUAGAAAUUGUUAUCCUUCUUAGCCUUCUCAAUACAGGUUCUUUGGCAGUUCUAGUUCUUUUGUUUAUUGUUCUUAUAAUGGUCUUCUUACUAUUAUUUUCGUAACAAUUGUGAGAAACUGUUACAAGCAAUCUACAUGGCCCUUAUUUUAGAAAUGGAAAUGCAAUUCUUAUUUACACAUAGGCUGUGUUAGCUUUUUCUCGUUCCUAUUCCGGAUCUUUGAAAUGCAAUUCAUUUUAUGUAAUAAUAAAAAAGAAGCAUAAAAAGUUCAUUUA